AUUCACAAUUCGACCGUCAAACGAUUAACUCGGAAAGCACAAAAGUUUAAUAAUUUCUCGUGAUUUACUAAGAAGAAACAUAUUUCCGCCUAAAUAUUCCUUAUAGAUCAACUGAGAUUUGUGGAAUAAGUAGAUUUUUAAAGAUUUGUGAGGUAUCAGGUUUUUAGCUCCAAGCUCAUGCAGAAUAACCUGACAAAGUUCAAUAAAGGAGAAAACUAUUAGAUAAGAAGUUUAUUGGAAUUUUUUUCGGUAUUAUUGCGUAUCAUAAGAAAUAUUGUGCCGAAUCGUGAAAAGAUCAAAAAUUUGAGAACAAUAUUUUGUAAUUCUUUAAUGUUUGUUUUGCGAAAUAAAUAAGAAAUGACAACGUGGAUUAGCAGCAAACUAUGUGACCUAUAGUGAUACUUAGGAAAGUUGUGUGAUUGAAACUUUAAAAUUGACACUUAAGAAAAAAGACUGAUUAAAAUUACACCGUAAACAUGUCAGAACGCGACUCCAUCAUUCAUCUUGUAGCUGGCGGGGUUGCUGGCACAUCAGGAGCUGUUGUCACUUGUCCACUAGAAGUUGUUAAGACUCGUUUGCAGAGUUCAAAUGCCUUCUCACCAGUUCAUGCAUCGAGAAUAUCCGAAUUGCCUGGCAUGCAAAAUCCAACAAGUGACGCCUUAAGACGCCCAGAACAACGACGAAAAUUUAGCUCGACAAUUCUGAGAAGAGUCAGACCACAGGUUUAUGCCAUUUCUCAUUGCGGAAUUUCAUCAGCACCCAAGUCGAUGAGCAUUCUUCAAUGUCUACGACAUAUUGUUCAGAAUGAAGGAUCGCGUGCAUUGUUUAAAGGGCUUGGACCAAAUAUUGUUGGUGUUGCACCAUCAAGAGCUAUUUAUUUUUGUACCUACAGUCAAACCAAGGGAGCUUUAAGCUCAUUCGGAAUUUUUCCAACUGACUCACCAUUCUCGCACAUUUUAAGUGCUUCAUGUGCUGGAUUUGUUUCAUCAACCGCCACAAAUCCAAUUUGGUUUGUGAAGACACGCCUUCAAUUAGAUCAUGAUUCAAACAGUAAAAUGAAUGUAAGAGAAUGCAUCAAACGAAUCUACCAAAAAAAUGGACUUCGAGGAUUCUACAAAGGAAUCACUGCAAGCUACUUUGGAAUAUCUGAGACUGUCGUACAUUUCGUGAUUUAUGAAGCGCUUAAAAAGAAAUUGGUUGAGAUGCGCCAAAAACGUCCCGAAGAUGGCAAAUCAACUCGUGAUUUUGUUGAAUUUAUGUUAGCUGGGGCAACAUCAAAGACAAUUGCGUCUUGCAUUGCUUAUCCUCAUGAAGUCGCUAGAACAAGAUUACGUGAAGAAGGUAGCAAGUACCAUCGCUUCUGGCAAACACUUUUCUUAGUGUGGAAGGAGGAAGGUAAAGCGGGAUUAUAUCGAGGCUUGGCGACCCAACUCGUACGUCAGAUUCCAAAUACCGCCAUCAUGAUGGCAACUUAUGAGGCUGUUGUGUAUGUGUUAUCAAUGAAAUUUAAUGCGACAUUCUAUUUAGAAGGACAUCGCAAUGGAAAUUCAAACGGAAAGAGUCAGUAGCCGAUAAUCUCAGAAUUAUGAUUUUCUUUAUUUCGUUUUCUUUUGUUUUAAUUUCAAGUUAAGAAUACUUAUUUACAUAAAUUACUUUGCUUUAGCUUAAGUUCAUGUGCUCACCUUCUCCAAAUGAAAAAUGUGCCACCAAAUAUCAUAAGAUUAUUGCAAUUUGAAAGGAUUUCUAUUUUUAUUUUGAUAGCUGUUUGAAAUAUUUUACUUGUAGGUAAUAGUUAUCAAUAUCAGUUUAUCUCGGAAAGUUAACAUUUUGAUGGUUGAAGAAUGCAAAAUAUGAAUUUACCCUUCAUUUCUUGAUUCAGAAGUUUAUCUAAAUGAAAAUGAAAUUAAUCCCUUUAAGAUAUUGCGAUAUAAGGCUUAGCUUUCAUAAGAAUUCUUAAAGAUAUCAAAGAUAAAAUUAAUGCCAUAAAUAAGCAUGCACAAUGUUAAGAUGUUAAUGAAAUUUGAUUUCCUUUAUAAUUAUAAACAUAAUUGUGAGCUCAAGACUCGACUUUUAAGCACUUAAUUUUAUAGCAAAACGCUUAAUUAAUGCUCUACUGAUAAUGUUGUAAAAUUGCUCAAAAUUUAUUAAAGUUAUGUGAAGUCACAAACAUCGCUUUCAUUGAGGAGAAAAAUAAUUGAAAGAAAAAAUCAAACUUGUCGAGAAGUCUUUUUAAAUUGAAAAUUUUGAAGACAACGCUGUGAUAGCAUAGAAUGAUUCGUAGUUAUAUCAUCGAUAUUCGAAAAAAAAACAAACUUAUGAACAGUGGAAUAAAAAUUCUUUUUAAAAC
Molecule: messenger RNA, 2347 nt
Organism: Clunio marinus
Lineage: Eukaryota; Metazoa; Arthropoda; Insecta; Diptera; Chironomidae
Source: the annotation of a GenBank genome assembly